GAGAGGGAAGCUCACUUUUCCCAUUGCUUCCACAGAAGUACGAUUAACAGCGAUAACUAUGCUAAUUAUUGCACUGACUGGACCUGGAAUGCACCUCACCGGCCGGAGAGGCGAUGGGUUUGGGUAAUAAUUAACUCCUUUUUCCCCUCAAUUACCUUUUAUUAGGAGAGCAGGAGGCGUCAAAGCAAAACAGCUGCACAUCUUCCAAGAAAAGCCCGUGUUUUCCGAAGGAACUCGAGCGGAGGCGCCUGAUUAAAGAGGAGCAGGCAGGACAAACAUUACCAUGGCCAGCUCAGCUUUGGAGUUACUCGGCUUCUCCCUCAGCCUGCUGGGCCUGAUUGGGACGUUGGUUGCCACCCUGCUGCCCCACUGGUGGCGGACGGCCCACGUGGGCACCAACAUCGUCACGGCCGUGUCCUACACCAAGGGGCUGUGGAUGGAGUGCGCCUGGCACAGCACCGGCAUCUUCCAGUGCCAACCCCACCGCUCCCAGCUGGCGCUGCCGCCCGACCUGCGCGCCGCCCGCGCCAUGAUGGUGAUGUCCUGCUCGCUGUCGGCGCUGGCCUGCGGGGCGGCCGCGCUGGGGAUGCGCUGCACGCGCUGCGCCGAGGGCACCCGCGCCAAGGCCUCCGGCGCCGUGUCCGGCGGCGCCGUGUUCGUCGUGGCCGGGCUGCUCUGCCUGGUGCCCGUCUCCUGGAGCACCAACGAGGUGGUCACGGAUUUCUACAGCCCCGUGCUCCCCGCUGGGGUGAGGUACGAGCCGGGCCAGGCGCUGUACCUGGGCUUCGCCUCGGCGCUGCUGACGGUGCUGGGGGGAGCGUUGCUGUGCCGGUGCCGCGGGGAUGGGGAGCAGUUCCAGCCCGGCAGCCUCCGGACUGUUCCCUCCUCCAGACCACCGGCUGCCUACAAGGGAAACCAUCCCUCUUCCCUGACAUCUGCUUCCCACGGCGGGUACAGGCUGAGCGACUACGUGUGAGUUCCCCGGGAGCGGCCGGAGAGACGCAGCUGCUCCGGGAUCUCUGUGCGUGGCACCAGGAGAAGCUGAGAGAACUCUGGAUUUACACUUUGAAUUCACACUUCGAACUUACAUUUCGAAUUUACACUUUGAAUUUAUACUUUAAAUUUGUAUUUUGAAUUCAUACUUCGAAUUCACACUAUGAAUUCAUACUUUGAAUUUAUACUUUGAAUUUAUAUUUUGAAUUCAUACUUUGAAUUCACACUUUGAAUUAAUAUUUUGAAUUUAUACUUUAAAUUUAUAUUUUGAAUUUACACUUUGAAUUUAUACUUUGAAUUUACACUUUGAAUUUAUACUUUGAAUAUACACUUUGAAUUCACACUCUGAAUUCAUACUUUGAAUAUACACUUUGAAUUCCUACUUUGAACGUGCACUUUGAAUUUAUACUUUGAAUUCAUACUUUGAAUUUAUACUUUGAAUUUAUAUUUUGAAUUCAUACUUUGAAUUCACACUUUGAAUUUACACUUUGAAUUUAUACUUUGAAUUUACACUUUGAAUUUAUACUUUGAAUUCACACUUUGAAUUCAUACCUUGAACGUACGCUUUGAAUUUAUACUUUGAAUUUAUAUUUUGAAUUUAUAUUUUGAAUUUACACUUCAAAUUCACACUUUGAAUUCACACUUUGAAUUCACACUUUGAAUUCACACUUUG
This is a messenger RNA of Pseudopipra pipra, 1666 nucleotides long. It is a transcript of the gene CLDN14, whose product is annotated as claudin 14. Bases 284 to 976 code for a protein of 230 amino acids. Gene Ontology annotation, cellular component: plasma membrane; bicellular tight junction. Gene Ontology annotation, molecular function: structural molecule activity. Lineage: Eukaryota; Metazoa; Chordata; Aves; Passeriformes; Pipridae. The record is from RefSeq and is a predicted model, not a curated record. The transcript has a single exon. Gene Ontology annotation, biological process: cell adhesion; bicellular tight junction assembly.